Messenger RNA from Peromyscus californicus insignis, 2247 nucleotides. It is a transcript of the gene Rasgef1c, whose product is annotated as RasGEF domain family member 1C. The coding region runs from base 86 to 1537 and encodes 483 amino acids. Gene Ontology annotation, biological process: positive regulation of GTPase activity; Ras protein signal transduction. The record is from RefSeq and is a predicted model, not a curated record. NCBI's taxonomy places the organism in Eukaryota, Metazoa, Chordata, Mammalia, Rodentia, Cricetidae. Gene Ontology annotation, cellular component: plasma membrane. Gene Ontology annotation, molecular function: guanyl-nucleotide exchange factor activity. The transcript has 14 exons.
UUCACGGUGCGGCGGCUGCGGCGGGCGCGGCGGGCGCUGCCGAUGGGCCGGGCCCGGGCUGCCGGAGCGCCGGGAGCCGGCAGGCAUGCCCCGGACACUGAGUGCCUCCGACAUGGUCACCCCGGGCAGCCUCAGCCCGCCUCCCACAGAAUCCACAGAAGGCGAGCAGGCUGGACAGCCCCUCCUGGACGGAGCUCCAUCUUCAGCCUCUCUGGACACUCUGAUUCAGCACCUAGUGCCCACAGCCGAUUACUACCCCGAGAAAGCCUAUGUCUUCACUUUCCUGCUGAGUUCACGCCUCUUCAUCGAGCCCCGGGAGCUCCUGGCUCGGGUGUGCCACCUGUGCAUAGAGCAGCAGCAGCUGGACAAGCCGGUGCUGGACAAGGCCCGAGUCCGGAAGUUUGGGGCCAAGCUGCUCCAGUUGUUGGCCGAGUGGACUGAAACCUUCCCCCGGGACUUCGAGGAGGAGUCCACCAUUGGACACCUAACAGACGUCGUGGGCCGCAUCGCCCCGUGUGACGAGACCUACGGGAACAGGAUGCAUCAGCUCCUGCAGACCCUGCACCAGAAACUGGCAUCACUUGGCCAGGGGCCAGAAGGCCUGGUAGGGGCGGACAAGCCCAUCUCGUACAGGACCAAGCCUCCAGCCUCCAUCCACAGGGAGCUCCUAGGUGUCUGCAGCGACCCCUACACGCUGGCCCAGCAACUGACCCAUGUGGAGCUGGAGCGACUAAGACACAUAGGACCCGAGGAGUUUGUCCAGGCUUUUGUGAACAAGGACCCCCUGGUGGGCACAAAGCCCCGGUUCAGUGACAAGAGUAACAACGUAGAGGCCUAUGUGAAGUGGUUCAACAGGCUGUGUUAUCUCGUGGCGACUGAGAUCUGCAUGCCAGCCAAGAAGAAGCAGAGAGCCCAGGUGAUCGAGUUCUUCAUUGAUGUGGCCCGUGAGUGUUUCAACAUCGGCAACUUCAACUCCCUCAUGGCCAUUAUCUGGGACUGUCCAGGCUGGAGGAUCCCUCCCAGCUCUAUACGCCUUCUUCCAGCCGGUAUGAACAUGAGCCCUGUCUCCAGGCUGAAGAAGACUUGGGCCAAAGUGAAAACAGCCAAGUUCUUCAUCCUAGAGCACCAGAUGGACCCAACGGGGAAUUUCUGCAACUAUAGGACAGCCCUGCGUGGGGCGGCUCACCGCUCCCUGACUGCCCACAGCAGCAGAGAGAAGAUUGUCAUCCCCUUCUUCAGUCUGCUCAUCAAGGACAUCUACUUCCUCAACGAGGGCUGCGCCAACCGCCUUCCCAAUGGGCAUGUCAACUUUGAGAAAUUUCUGGAACUGGCCAAACAGGUUGGAGAGUUCAUCACCUGGAAACAAGUGGAAUGUCCUUUUGAGCAAGAUCCCAGCAUCACCCAUUACCUGUAUACCGCCCCCAUCUUCAGCGAAGAUGGUCUGUAUUUGGCUUCCUAUGAGAGUGAGAGCCCAGAGAACCAGACAGAAAAGGAGAGGUGGAGAUCCCUAAGAUCUUCUAUUCUGGGGAAGACAUGAGAAGCCGAGACAGAGGAGGAGGAGGAGGAGGAGGAGGAGGAGGAAGCAAUGGAGCUGACAGCCCAUCCCAGCCCUGUCACAGAUGGCCCAACAGGUGGAGGUUGACGCAAAGCCUCGCUACUUUGCAAACCAGACCCUGUGGCCUGGCACCUGCCACAAUGGCCGCAUUGGCCUAGGAAACCUUUUACGGGAUCUCAGCCCUGGCUGACCUGCAGGGCCUCCAAGAGCAUGGGUAACAUGCCUUGGGCAAACUUUGCCUUCAUGACCAAGUGGGUCACAUACUCAGUCUGUCCAUUCUGGACAGGGACACGGCGCUACCCCAAUGGGCUGGGCGACUGCAAUCACAUGAUCUUGUUAAGAUCUAUGGAGAUGAACACCGCCAUCUGUCACCAGGUGGCUUGGGAGCCUCUAAAACAGCAACAGGCAUCAUGGUGCAACAUGGGAUGUGCCUGCACCAGCUCAGAGCCCACUCUGGCCCCUGGCAUUCUGCUGAUGGGCCCCUGUCCUGCCCCUGCCGGUGGACUUGUUUCUGCAGUCACCCAUCUCCUUUCGCAUCCUGCUGGUAUCAGGAUAGCCUUCCGGCGACAGCAGUGAACCAAGUCAGUAAGCCAAACCCGAGUCAUGGAGUCGGCAAUGUGUAUAUUAUGACCUUCUGCCUAGCUCCCUUGUAAACUUUAGAGUCGGAGUAAACACACACGUUUGUAUACCUA